Molecule: messenger RNA, 650 nt
Organism: Polistes canadensis
Lineage: Eukaryota; Metazoa; Arthropoda; Insecta; Hymenoptera; Vespidae
Product: coiled-coil-helix-coiled-coil-helix domain-containing protein 7
Exons: 3
Coding region: 90-398 (102 amino acids)
Source: RefSeq, a predicted model, not a curated record
UUUUAAGGAUUAAAUAUCAAAAAUUAAGAUGUCAAAUCUUAAAAGGAUAAUAUAAUUUAAUUGAAAUCUAUAUAAUUAAUUUUGAAAAAAUGAGUAAUUUGAACGAUAAAGAAAUCAAUGUUUUACCGAUUAAAAGAGUAAAGGAUCAUAAACUUCGACGCAAUCAUGAAGAGACGAAUCCAUGUGUAAAGGAACAGAAUUUAUCUUUAAAAUGCUUGGAUGAUAACUAUUAUGUUCACGAUGCUUGCAAAGCGUACUUCGAAAAUUAUCGUAAUUGUCAAGGCUUUUGGCAAAAAGUAGUAGCUGAUCGUAGAAGAAACAAUGUUAAACCUUAUCUUCCGAUUCCAGAAGAUCGAGAAAGUGUAAAGAACGAAUACAUUAAAUUAGGUUUUAAAUAGUUUAACAAAUUAUAUAUGCAUGCAUUUGCAUAUAUUUUAACAAUAACGUUUCAGUGAUAAUUCAUUUAAAUAUUACUUCAGUAUGAUCUAAUGACUAGGAAACCUAACUUUUAUUCAUUUAAAUUUUACCAAUUUUCAUCGAGUUUUGACGCAUAUAAAAAUAUAUUAAUUUAGAAUAAAUUUAUACCAUUAAAGAAAGAAUGACAAAUUAUGUUAUAUUAUCAUUGUAAUAAAUUGUAUAUAAAAAUGUAA